UUUACAAACAUAUAACGAUACUCCCGGGCUCAAACCAUUUACUUUAGGUAAAUCUGUAAAUCUUAAUAGCUACUUCUAUAUCGUUUAAAGUUAUCGACUCAUUCAAGUACCAGGUAAAGAAUAAUGCUCGUAAUACUUAGUUUUUAUUGGUAUGACUACACAUGGCUAAAAAAGAGCAAUGUUAGCUAACUAUUUGAUUUAAAUAUGAGCUCCUUAUAUUGCUGGUUGCUUUUACAUAAUGAAUAUACUCAAAGCGACAAUAAAUUGCUCACAAAUCUUGCUUGUAUUCGACAACAAUAUAGGCGAAGCUAUGAGUAAAAACAGCCCGUCAAAUGACAUUAAUGAACAAAAGGGAAAGUUAGGAGAUAACCGUGCAGAUAAUGUCGCAAUUAGUAGCAUCAAAGAGGAAAAUGUGAAUAAGUACAAAGAAUAUGACAAAGAUUCUGAAAAUAAUGGGAUUUUUAGAGAAAAAGCAGACGAGUUCAAAAAUGGCUUUGGUAGAAUCAGAAGUCUAAUAUUAUCACAAUUCAAUAAAUUAAAUUUCUUGCCGGAGUCAAAACUUACGUUGAAACAUGCACGCACUGUCGACAAUCAAACGUUUACUGACGACAGACUGACUUCCCAUGGUCAAAUUCCAAAUUAUAUUCUUAAAACGCUAAUGAUUGCUGACUACCAUGCACGUGAGUUCACAUUGAAACCAUUAAAUUCAAACCAGCCUGGCAAAGUUUGCAAUACAUUAAACGAUGAAUAUGGUUCUGAUAGUGAUAGUGAUAACGAUGGUAAAGAGAAUGAGAUGAAUUCAGAUAAAGUAAAAAGUGAAAGUGUUGAAGGAGUUAACCCUAUGGAUGCAUUGCUAGGGAUUUUUCAUUGUUCCGAUGAUUUCUUACGACGAAAUAUAGCAAUUAAACUUAGCGCAUGUCAACUCAGCGUUCCUUUCAUUUUACCUCAUCCUGACAUGCCGACAGAAAGCGUAACAAUCUUACUUUCAGCGUUAGAAACAAUAACAAAGUCUUGGAAAGGUGCUUCAUCGGACAACACUGCGAAAGAGGUGUACGCAACUGAGCAUCCAUUUCCUGUCGUGUCAUUUAUCCGGGUGGGUAAUGUGACCAUGUCUAAAUCUUCUCUGAUGAAUAAGAUCAUCAGCGAUGGUAAUGGUGAUCAUGAAUUCUUUUUUCAUAAAAACAUCAAAGGUGGUGAUGUUAAAAGGAAAGUCGUUGAUGGUUUGGUAGAACUUGUGUGGUAUCUUCCUGGUGGAUGUGACAAGAACGCGUUAAAAAAUGAAAUCUGUUUUGCCAAUCUACGUGGAGAUGCCCAAAAUUUUAAGAAGCAAGUUAAUAUACUUAGACAGAUAUCAAACGUCUUGUGUAUUUUAUUGCCCUCAGAAAUGCCUGACGAACACAUGAGAAACUUCUUGAAUGAUGCUCUGCUGCUCAAUGGCAAAAACAUGCUCAUUUUUAACGAAAAAAGGCGAGAAGAAGAAAAGAAAUUCUACAACAGUUUGAGAAAUCGACAUUCUACAAAAUUAUCAUUUUUCACAAAGGCACAAAAGCCAAACGAAUAUAAUUUUCUUCAAAGUAUUCACCAGGCUAUUAUGAGCAAUAUAAAAAAGGAUGAAGUGAGGUCUUUAGUAGAACUCAGACAAUGGUCAAAAGAAAGUGGCAUUUAUUUUGAUGAUGACAAGCCUUAUGUUGACUUAGGAAAAACUGUGGAAACUUGGCUAACUUCGGGGUAUAACGAAGCAAAAAACCUGUUUAAGCUACAAAGUCAUAUACCAGUUUUUGCUGACUUAGAAAGGAAGAAACGUAAUCCAAAAGUUCGUCGUAGCAAUGAAAAUACGACUCGGCAAAACGAAACCGAUGAAUUAUAUAAAGAAAUUGAAAAAGAAAGAGAUGCUCAAAUGUGUUCUUUUGAGAGAAUGGAUGACGACGUCAUUCAUUUUCUUAAUUGGAUUACUGUAUUGGAUGAAGCUGAACGAAAUAAAAAUUUGUAUCGAGUAAAGCAUUCGUUAGAUAAGACGUCGCUUUCUGUGAUGACAAAGUUGCAUCAACAAUAUCGCCAGGCUUCACUUUCCUUUCAAAAAAGAAAGAAAAAGAAAGAGUCACGAUCUCAGGAAGAAAAGCGUUUAAAGGAAUUGGAAGCAUCGAUAUCACAGUCUUCGUUUGGUUUGGAGCAUAUCAUUAGAGAACUUUCUCAACUUUAUCAACUUUCCAAUGUUGUAACGAAUGAUUAUGCUGGUGCUGCAGCAGAGAUUCUUCUAUCUGGUCAUCCCUUGGAAUUACUGGAUGGUGAUUCAGGUUACAUACCAAUGAAAUGGUUUAAUGCUGUUUUUAAAAAGUUGGAACGCAAAACAAAAAACGCUCGAAUUUACGUAAUUUCUGUGUUAGGUAUUGAAAGUUCUGGUAAGUCGACAAUGUUAAAUGCAAUGUUUGGUUUGGAAUUUCCUGUAAGUGCAGGAAGAUGCACUCGUGGUGCUUUUGCAAGUCUUGUUCCUGUCAGUGAUCAACUUCGAUCCAAGUCAAAUUUUGAUUACAUUCUAAUUAUUGACACAGAAAGUUUGAGAGGAUUGGUUGAUACAAAAUUGGGAGAACACGAUAAUGAAUUGGUAACCUUUGCUGUUGGUGUGGCUGAUGUCACGAUUGUCAAUAUUUUUGGUGAAAACCACAAUGAAAUGAAAGAGUUUUUGCAAAUGGUUGUUCAUGCUUGUCUGAAGAUGAAACUUGUAAAAGAGAAGAAGACUUGUAAAAUCGUCCAUCAAAAUGUUGCUGCCACUAACGCUGCAGAUAAGCUUACAACUGAUCGGAUCAAUUUGAAACAAGAUUUGGACAAAAUGGCGAAGCUUGCUGCUGCAGACGAGAAAUGCGAAGAAGAGUUUCAAAAAUUAGAUGAUGUCAUUGCAUUUGACGAAAACGAAGACAUCUUUUACAUGCCAAGUCUUUUGAAAGGAAAUCCUCCUAUGUCUCCAAUAAACCGAAAUUAUGGCAGAGCUGUUCAAGAAGUGAAAGAUAAUAUAAUUCAAUUAAUGUGCUCGAAGGUAGUAAGUAGAAACGAUAUUUCUGUAUUCCGUGAAAGAGUAAACAUGCUCUGGAAAGCUAUGCUGAAGGAAAAUUUCAUUUUCAAUUUCCGAAAUGUAAUUGAAGUUAGAGCUUUUACAUCUUUAGACAAAAAGUAUUUUGAGGAAUUUGUUAAAAAUUUGGUAAACGGAAUGGCUGAAGUUGAAAGAAAAGUACAAGUAGACUUGAAGAGAUGCACAACGCGAAAGGAACGUUCUGAACAGUGGAGAAAAAGCAAAAUAAAUAUUCGCAAAAGGGCAGAAGAUCUCAAGAAAAAAAUGAAAAAUUCUAUGAAGAGCUUUUUUGAGGGCAGUGAAGAUAGCUCAACCCUUGAACAAUGGAAGGAAAACAUAAUGAGCAGAAUUUUGCAGCAUAAAGAAAAUCAUCAAAUGACUGUAAUAAAAAGUUGCGAGGCAACUUUCAACCAUUUGCAGCAGCGACAGGAAGUCGAAGAAAAGAAACAAAAAUACGAAAAGCAGCUUCUUCAAAAAGCCCGAACCUUUAUUACAUCUGCUCAGAAUGCAGAUGAUGUGGAAAAAUGCAAUGCAGCAUUUCAACAAGAAUGGGAUCAAUGGAUCGUCGAGGUUCCUGCUUAUGAAGAAACGAAAAAAAACGUAAAUAGUGAAAUGGUAGACGUGCUUUGUGAUACGAAUCGUGCAUUUAAUGUUGAUAUGAAUUCAAAACUUAACGAUAAGAAAUGGGACAUUUUGAAUUUUCACGGGGUUGAUCCUUUCAUUGAUGCGAAUAAGCUUUCUAUACAGCAAUCUAUUUUAGAGAAGAUGGCUAGUUGGGUGGGAUUUGGUAAAAAUGAGGCUGUUGUCAUUCUUGCAAAGAAUAUCAAAGACGAAGCUGUCUCUAAAGGAGUUGCCUUUGCAAAGGACACUUCCGAAACUGCUGUUAGAUAUUCUCGUAAUCACCUAACACGUAUGUACCAUGAAAUUGUCUCCACUGUUGAAAAGGCAACUGAAAAGGAACGCUUUAAAUUUAAAAAAGAAUUGAUUUGUGAUAUUUUAAUUUACACCUUUGCACUCACUGUUAAAAUUUUUGAUGAAAUGGAACAGCGCUAUUGUGAAGAACGAGAUAUCAGGCGUGACCUUCAACUAAACUUGAGACCAAGGCUAGAAACGUAUUUUGUUAAUCUUUGCAAGGACAUCGGGAAAGAAGUUUUGGCUGCUAAUUCGCUGGUCGAUGUGCUAUUUGAGCCUAUCAAAUCAGAGCUUAACAAGACCAUGGGACCCGCUGUGACUGGUGAACUUUUAACAAAGAGCAUUUUUCAAAGCAAAGGUCCUUACCAUGCCAGUGUUUUAAUUCAACUUGGAGAAGGAAAUAUGUUUGAAUUGUUUGUUCCGUAUUUUGAGAAUCCCGUUAAGUUUCUGAAGAGUAAGUUGCAGGAAUCAGUGGAAGAUUAUUGCUUAAAGAAAGAGCUUUCUUUGGUUCAACUGUUGGUAAAGAAGGAAACACAAAAGAUUGAGUCAAAUAUUUCAUCUGCUAUUGAAUUUGCUAGUAAGUUAGCAAGACAUGAAGUUGUUCUAGGAGGUGGAAAGUUCAAAGUGAUAAACUGGAUUAAUCACUUUGUGCUAAAAUGUUCUUCUCUUGCAAUCACAAAGGAGAUGUUUGGAGUGGCCACAAUGAAUGAAGAUUUGAAAGAUAUUGACGUAUUCGACACAAAAAUUCGUCAAAGAGUUUCGGAAUUUGUGAAAACGUUGGCAGAAUCUGAUGUGGAUAAAGAAACAGUUGGGAAAUGGGAUCCAGCUCCACAUGAAAAUCUUUUCCCUGCAAUGUUUGGCUGUCAAUGCGUUUGUCCAUUUUGUAAAGGUUUGUGUGAUCACACUACAAAAGGCCAUCCAGGUAACCACUCAACACGAAUACAUCGUCCCCUGGGCUUGACAGGUUAUCGUGAUGUCGAAAGCCAAAUUUUAGAUUCCGGGAUUUGCACAUUCUAUGUAGACGGGGAGGGAACAUUUGAAAAUCAUGCAACAGAUUGGGAACCACAUCCCUACAAAGAUUAUCAGUCAGUAAACGAUUACUACAAAUCUUGGACAAUUCCUCCAGAUCCUUCAUUCGAAGCUUCUAAAUAUUGGCAAUGGUUUAUGGCGAAAUUCUCCAAAGAACUAGCAGGACAUUAUAAAGCAAAGGAAGCAAUUAUUCCUUCAGCUUGGAGAAAAGUGACCUUCAAGGACGCCAAAGAACAACUCGAGCAGAUCUACAACCUCUGAAAUUUGUGUUCAAGGCAUCGCUUAAAGAUUGAUUUGUCUUUUAUAACUUAGUCAAUAAAAAACCCAAUGAAUUAUUCAUCAGUUUAUUGUAUUAAAAACCUUAAAUUUCCAUUAAAUAAUAGUCUACUUAAAUUUAGAUAAAUGCCAUAAGUAACCCGAACAUUACGAUGAUAUAAACUGUAUAUAAAUGUUGACACAAUAUCUACAGAUGUUGCGACGACUUCUGUUUACUGUUUUCUGUUUUCUGUCGACUCAAUUGGUGGCGAUAACUUGUAGAACAUUUUGAACACGAUUACGACACAUCAACGUGCUGGUGGAUAUUGAGUGAGGUCUUUAUGCAUAGAGAAUCAUUCUGAUCAAAAGAGAUGUUUAAGACCAGUCAUCGGUGAGGACGAAGGAAGAAUGAUACCAGCUAUCUGUGACUUGAAACUGUGGCACACACAAGCAUAAAGCAGUUUUUAAUUAUUUAACUUUGUAAAAUUCUUUUUAUUCGUUGUUUGAUAUGUUAUAUUGACCGACAAGAAAUACUGGGGAUAGCUGCACUAAGCUUCUUUUUACUUUAAAAAGUUAAGGUUAAUGUUGGACAUGCUUAAAGUAAGUGCGGUUAGCGUAAUCAAUUUCAUAGCUACUUUUUGUCAUUGAAAAGCUUGUAAACUGUGUUUUGAUUUCCUAUUCAGUGAAUUGCUAAUUCACAUCUCCGCUUUUUCGGGAGAUAUGAAAUAGCAAUUUUCAAAAUUAUCAUAAGUGAAGGAAUACAACAGCAUAUUGAACGUUUGUAAUUGAUACAGAAAUAGAUAAGCAAAAGUCGAUGUAAAUGCUUCUCUUCGAUGACACAAGAUUUAGGACAUGCAAAAAACACAUUCAGAUCGAUACUUGUUGGGAGGAUUAUUUCAUAAAUUUAUUGUGAUGUAUGUGACUUAGCUUUCGUAAGUUUUAAAAACAUUAAUUUCACUUAUUUUUUCGCUAUUAUCGUAUAUUUUGUCAUUUGAUUUACCUAAUACAAUAUUUGAUUGUCAUGUAUAUAACUUGUAAUUGAAACUAAUGUGCAACUAAAACAAGCGAGAAUAUACUCCCGCAUGACAAUCGAAUUUUUUUGAUCAACUUCCAUCGUCGAGCGAGAUUAAGGAUCGUAUUGACGAAUUUGUCAUUAUUAACACCGAUAUGCGUUCUGUCUGAUUUCAUUUUCAAACGUUUAUUGUGUGAAUUUCAGAUCAAUAGAAUGACGAAUUGAAUGAUAAAUGUAAAACGUUAUUAAAACAAUGUGGAAAGUACCCUUAAUGAUGUGCAUUAAAUAUGCAUCAUUAGGAUGGCAAUGUAAUCUAAAAAACUGUAGUUUGAUGAAAAAUAUGGCUAAUUAUUCUGUUCUUAUGAAGAUAGAAUUCUGGUGCUUGUAUAAUGCAUGAAGCUAUGCAUACAUAGAAAUCACGAAUUUCAAAGGAAAGAUGUGGAAAACUGGAUGUGUAGUUUUUCCGUCUUCAUGCGUUAUGUAAAGAUGGAAAGUUUUUUUCGUAGCAUUAUGAAUAAAUAUAGGAGAGAGGGGAAUACCACUAAUUUUACUUGGCAUAGUUAAUGAACAAAAGACGUACAACGACUACUCAGUUGAAAAUUCAUAGACAAAGUUUAAAAAUUGUGGAAAAUGAAAGGAUAGUUUGUUUUGUCCAAUAUACAAGAACAUCGUGCAACUGUUCUCGGUAAAUUAUUUCAUGCACAGUUAUAUAUGUGCCGUAAUCGUGCAAAAUCUUUUUUUGCAAGAAUGAACCAUCAACCAUGGUGUAGUUUUUUACUUUUUUCAUGUCAAUAGUUAAUUGGUUAAAGUUUAAUUAGUAUUUGUAAUCAUGUGUGUUUGUUGCAAAAUGUUCCAAAAUGAAUAAUGGCAAUGGCAUUUCAUCCAAGUUGGGAUAAAACAAUUUUAGCAGCUGAUGACAUAUUUGGAAACAUUGGAAUUUGAAAUGUGGUGAGACUCUUUGAUUUGGUUUUGCUUUGCUCUCCAUUUUGAUGCCUUAUGUAGUAACAAACAAUUGUUGUGUUUUUUUUUGUAAUUAAACUGUUCUCUGAUAA
Messenger RNA from Xenia sp. Carnegie-2017, 7324 nucleotides. RefSeq names its product interferon-induced very large GTPase 1-like. The record is from RefSeq and is a predicted model, not a curated record. Gene Ontology annotation, molecular function: GTP binding. NCBI's taxonomy places the organism in Eukaryota, Metazoa, Cnidaria, Anthozoa, Malacalcyonacea, Xeniidae. The transcript has 2 exons. Bases 239 to 5266 code for a protein of 1675 amino acids.